Messenger RNA from Dimorphilus gyrociliatus, 1353 nucleotides. The record is from the annotation of a GenBank genome assembly. NCBI's taxonomy places the organism in Eukaryota, Metazoa, Annelida, Polychaeta, Dinophilidae.
GAUUCAAACACGUGCCACCAAUUAAUCCGAAACGAUUCGAGCAGAUCCGCUACGACAAAAAUGCCGAUCGUGUCAAGUCAACGGGAGAAUUUGGCACUCCGUCUCAGGCAGAAUUGGUUGGCUAGGGAGAAUUCAUCACCACCAAAUGGAGUCGAACAACUUGAUGAUAGUUUAACUUCUUUAACUUGGCUGCAAAAUCUCAAUAUUAUGUCGAUAACGUCACCAUCAUCGGCUGUUAAUCCGCAAAAAGUUCAAUCAGCUCCCAGCAGCCCUGUUGGAUCGCUGGAUCCUCAUACGCAGAACGUCGAUCCGAAUAGCGUCCUACCCAUGAAUGCGUCGUUAUUCAACCCUCAUCACGUAGGGCUUCUCAGACAAACUUCCGCCCCCAACUCAUUAGAGAACAUCGAUUAUAAGACGAAUCCGUACGUAAAGCCUCCAUAUAGCUAUGCCACUUUAAUUUGUAUGGCGAUGAAAGCCAGUAAGAAGAAUAAAAUUACGUUAUCUGGUAUAUAUUCUUGGAUAACGGAAAAUUAUAUGUAUUACCGAGUGGCCGAUCCCAGUUGGCAAAAUUCAAUACGUCAUAACUUGUCUUUAAAUAAGUGUUUUCAAAAAGUGGCCAGGAGAAAGGAUGAACCCGGUAAGGGAGGUUUUUGGAAAUUAAAUCCAGAAUACUCAGAUAUGUUUGUAAAUGGAGUGUUCAAGAAGCGAAGGCAUGCUGGAAACUUUGUUGCUCCAACAACACCUACACCUAAGCGAAUUAAAAAAGAAGUUUCCGAAACUGAGAGGGCUGUAGCAGCAUUAGAAGCAGCCAAUAGUAACGAACCAAAGGUUGUUGUUGUGAAACAAGAGCCAGAACUCCGUCCCGAUGCCAUCGUCGAUUCGUCUAGCGAUUCGACCUUGGCAGCCGAAGAUAUUUCUUGGAAUGCUCUCCUCGAACAAGACAUAGAUGUCGGGGGUAUGAAAAUGAAAACUGAGCAGAUUAUAGACGGCACCAAUAGAAAUCAUCAGGACACUCCAGACGAACUGGAGGAAUUGCUAAGAGAUGCAGAUCUGUGUACCGACGAUCAAGACAGUCCCCUUGAUCUCUGCAGCGGUGGGGCUUUGGAUUUGACUGUAUCAGGAGUUGGCAUAAAACCACCAGAGUGGUGGGAGAAAUAUUCAAUGGAGGAGUCUCAAAAUGAGGCUUCCGGCAAAUCUGGGUUAUCAACACCUAUAGCUCCGUCCCCAAUAAGCGAAGCUGGUCACCCAUGGGAAGAAUCCAAUAGGGAUGAACUAGAUCGUGCUCUGGAUAACUUGAAUGUUGGAAAUCUAUUGGAUUUCAGCAGUUUACAUUCUCCUUCGGCCAUUAAUUAA